GGGUGGGUUUUUACUGGGGGAUGAGCGAUGGGAGAUAAUCCGGCAGCCUCGCACACCGCGGCGAACGCGGUGCAGGCGCUGGGCCGGGGGUUCGACGUGAAUUUCGACACGAGGCUGCUGUAUUGCAAGGGGGUCGCGGGGUCUAGGGUGGUGCAGGUCGACGAGGAGCACGCCCGGGAUCUCCGGCUGUACGAUGAUCUGGUGGUGCCCAGUGUUUCCAGGGACGUCAGUGUCUCUCAGGAGUCUUGGGGGCGCCAGCAAUCUGGGAUUCACACCUACGAUGAGAUGGUGGAAUUCUUCAAUAGAAAGGUGAAUCUAUCAGGAAGCCCUCCUUUAGGGAGCUUCAAUGCUGCAUUUAGCUUUACUGGCUCAAAGCAUAUUGAUGCAGCGGCGACAAAGACCCUCUCCACAGAUGGGUUCUAUAUCCCGCUUGCUAAGGUCGAAAUUAGCAAAUAUCCUUUAGUGUUGCAAGAAAACGUGAAGCACGCAGUUCCCUCUUCAUGGGACCCACCCUCCUUAGCAAGCUUCAUUGAGAACUUUGGGACACAUGUGAUUACUUCUGUGACAAUCGGUGGGAAAGAUGUGAUUUAUGUCAAACAACAUCAGUCAUCGCCUCUGACAACUACGGAAAUUAAGAAUUAUGUCCAGGAAAUUGGAAACCAGCGAUUCUCUGACACAGAGAGUCAUGCAAGUUCAGGUCAAAAUAAAAUUAAGGACAAGGGUGCAGAUCCUCACUUAUUCUAUAGCCAGGGAGUAUACCCUCAGCCUACGGGGGCACCAUUUCUAUCUGGUAAAGAAGAUGUUACAGUGAUAUUCCGGAGAAGGGGUGGAGAUGAUUUAGAGCAAAAUCAUAUUCGGUGGGCAAAAACGGUGCAGUCUUCUCCUGAUAUCAUCGAGAUGACCUUUUCUACAAUUACAGCUCUUGUUGAUGGAAUAACUGGAAAGGAGCAUUUGACUCGAGCUAUUGAUCUCUAUCUUGAAUACAAGCCACAGAUUGAAGAGCUGAGGUACUUUCUAGAGUUCCAGAUUCCACAGAUAUGGGCUCCUGUCCAGGACAAAAUUCUGGGUCCCCAAAGAAAAGAACCUGUUUGUCCAUCUUUGCAAUUUAGUAUAAUGGGGCAGAAACUUUACGUCAGCCAAGAGCAGGUAUCAGUCGGAAGGAAACCUGUCACAGGCCUGCGGUUACGUCUGGAAGGAAGCAAGCAGAAUAGGCUAUGUAUACAGCUUCGACACUUUGCAUCUCUUCCAAAGAUUAUUCAGCCAUACUGGGAUGCACAUGUCGCAAUUGGUGCUCCCAAGUGGCAGGGGCCAGAGGAACAAGAUAGUCGAUGGUUCGAGCCAGUCAAAUGGAAGAACUUUUCACAUGUUAGUACAGCACCAAUUGAAAAUCCAGAGAACUUCACAGGUGAUCUUUCUGGUAUCUACAUUGUCACCGGAGCUCAACUUGGAGUGUGGGAUUUUGGGUCAAGAAAUGUUCUAUACAUGAAGCUUUUGUAUUCUCGGCUACCUGGUUGCACAAUUCGAAGAUCACUGUGGGACCAUUCACCACAUGACAUGUCAAGGAAAGCUUGUAACAAUGGAAGCAGCACCAACUCUGGUGACUCCCAUUCAGGUUCAAGCGAACACCCUUCCGGUGACAACAAGUUGGCAAAGUUUGUCGAUAUGUCAGAAAUGAGCAAGGGACCACAAGACCCCCCAGGUCAUUGGAUAGUUACUGGUGGAAAGCUGGGAGUGGAGAAGGGAAAGAUUGUUUUGAGGGUGAAGUACUCCUUGUUAAAUUAUUGAAACUUGUGAAUGUGCCUCUUUCGUUUCCAGUGCCGAAUUUAGUUAGGUGGGAUCGGCGAUUGUAGUAGAAAUGCAAUAGUGUUCAUGUGUGGGGAAACAUUGCAGUUCAAAGUUGUUUAAUGGGUGGUCUUGAGCAUGUAUUGUUUAUCCAAUUUUGAUGGGGAAUUGUGUUUUCCUGUUUUGGAACGGGGCUAAUGUACCCUUGACGAGUGGAGUUUCCCAAGUUGUAGAUACACGUAUCUGAAGUCUCAUUUAUUGUCACCAUGCAGUUUUUUUACCA
Molecule: messenger RNA, 2065 nt
Organism: Syzygium oleosum
Lineage: Eukaryota; Viridiplantae; Streptophyta; Magnoliopsida; Myrtales; Myrtaceae
Product: MACPF domain-containing protein CAD1-like
Exons: 7
Coding region: 28-1785 (585 amino acids)
Biological process (GO): regulation of salicylic acid mediated signaling pathway; plant-type hypersensitive response
Cellular component (GO): plasma membrane
Source: RefSeq, a predicted model, not a curated record